Molecule: messenger RNA, 1890 nt
Organism: Amphimedon queenslandica
Lineage: Eukaryota; Metazoa; Porifera; Demospongiae; Haplosclerida; Niphatidae
Product: calcium/calmodulin-dependent protein kinase type II delta chain-like
Exons: 14
Coding region: 137-1630 (497 amino acids)
Biological process (GO): protein phosphorylation
Molecular function (GO): calcium/calmodulin-dependent protein kinase activity; calmodulin binding; ATP binding
Source: RefSeq, a predicted model, not a curated record
GACGUACGCAAAUAAAUCCUCGAGUACCUUCCCCUCCAGCCUGUUGGAGAGCUGAGGAGAGAGUGACUGGAACGAGGACCCAAAAGAAGAAAAGAAGGACUAGCUGGCGACUGUUUCUCCAAUCACCGAUAGGACGAUGACUGGGAUUAAAGAAGACAAAGCUUUCUCGGAGCAAUUUGAAGUCAAGGAGGACCUUGGAAAGGGAGCAUUUAGCAUCGUUAGGAAGGUCGUACACACUUCUAGUGGUGUCGACUAUGCUGCUAAGAUCAUAAACACCAAGAGGCUCAGUGCUAGAGAUCUUCAAAAGCUCGAAAGAGAAGUCAAGAUAUGUAGGAUGCUUCAGCAUAACAACAUUGUACGGCUUCACAACGUUUUUCAAGAAGGACAUGUGCGAUACAUGAUAUUUGACUUGAUUACUGGCGGGGAGUUAUUUGACGAUAUUGUUGCCAGGGAGUUUUACUCUGAGAAAGAUGCUAGCUCUUGCAUCCAGCAAAUCCUUGACAGCGUUAGCUACUGCCACAAAAUGGGGAUCAUUCACAGGGAUAUAAAGCCUGAGAACUUGCUAUUGUCUUCAAAGAAACCAGGCGCCUCGGUUAAACUGGCAGACUUUGGAUUAGCCGUUGAGACUGAAAAGAAGAAACAUUAUUAUGGGUUUGCUGGUACCCCUGGGUAUCUCUCUCCUGAGGUUCUACGUAAGGAACCUUACGAUAAAGCUGUGGAUCUGUGGGCUUGCGGCGUUGUCCUGUACAUCCUCUUGGUUGGGUAUCCUCCUUUCUGGGACGACGACCAGUCUAAGAUGUUUGAGCAAAUAAAGCAAGGAAGAUAUGAGUAUCUGAGUCCUGAAUGGGAUUCGGUAACUGACGAGGUUAAGAAGCUGAUUGAUGGCAUGUUAACUAUGGAUCCUGAUAAGCGCAUCACUGCUGAGCAAGCACUGUCACACCCUUGGAUUAAAAAUCGUGACAAGGUUGCUUCCAUGAUGCACAGGCAGGAGACCAUUGCUGGUCUCAAGAGGUUUAACGCUCGAAGGAAACUCAAGGCAGCCAUGCACACUGCAAUGAUAAUCUCCAGAAGAUCAUCAGCAUUCAUAAGACCUACUGGAAGCCCAUCCACCAGUUCCUCUAAUCUUGCGUCCCCGCCCACCAAUCCUGAAAACCUUACACUAAUUGAGGAGGCAGACACUUGUGCCACUCCUACUUCUAAUGCUACGCUGUUGCCUAGCAACCCUGAUAGCAAUGGAGGCCAAUAUUCACCUGAGGAGAAGGAGAUCAUAGAUAUUACCCAGCUCCUCUUGAACAGCAUUGGGCAGAAAGACUUUGCUGACUACAGUAAAAGGUGCAGUGAAGGAAUGACAAGUUUUGAACCUGAAGCUUGUUCACAGAUGGUGACUGGCCUUGACUUUCACAAAUUUUAUUUUGACAACAUGAAGGCCAACACGCCCACACAGAACAAUAUCCUGAAGCCAAAGGUUCACAUGCUUUCCGAAGGUGUUGCUUGCAUAGCAUACACUCGCUUAACACAAUCUAUAGACAAUCAAGGUACUCCGUACAGUCAAGUCUCAAAUGAGACUCGUGUCUGGAAGAAGCUCAAUGAUGAGUGGAAGUGUGUCCAUUUUCAUCGCUCUUCCCAGUAGUAGCCAGGGAUCACACAAGUGACGUAGCAUAUUAUCAUUAGGAUAUUAUUGGAAUAUUUUUGGGAUACUUAACUUUUAACUAGUUUUGUUACAAUAAUAAUUAUUUUUCAUUAUUUUCGUCGUCAAUAUUCACUUUACAUCUAAUAAUUUUAUUCUUUUUUUUUGUCGUUUUCUGUUUCUCAUGUUUAUUUGUUUUUAACUUUUAGUUCUGUAGAAUUAAUAAUAAUGUCUAUUAUUAUUAAUUUUUAAAAAGUUUAGUU